This is a messenger RNA of Racocetra persica, 1533 nucleotides long. The record is from the annotation of a GenBank genome assembly. NCBI's taxonomy places the organism in Eukaryota, Fungi, Glomeromycota, Glomeromycetes, Diversisporales, Gigasporaceae.
AUGAAUUUAUUGUCUUCUAUGAUUGAUGAUUUAUUAGAAAAUAAGUCUAAUGAUAUCCGAAAACUUUUAAGUCAACGUAUUAAAAUUUAUACAAUUAGUGACAGCUCUCAUGAGAUUAGCGUAAAGCUUUCUAAUGAUGGGAUUACUGAUAUACUUAAACGUAAUAAAAAUCUUCCAAAUCAACCAUUCAACAAACAAAUCAAGUAUGAUAUAAAAAUUUCAAAUCAUGAUCAGGAUCCUCUUUGGCUUAACGUUGAUCAUUUAAUGGCCUGUUUCGUUUUUGAUAUCUAUCAUGCCGUAUCCGGAUCAAAUCGCGUACCGAAUAUCGAUUUAAAUACAGGGAAGGAUCUCUAUUAUGCCUUUGAUGAAUCUACACCAAAGUUCAAAAAACAACCUACUAAUGAAGGCGCCAUAAAGUUCUGUUUCUCUGUGAAUAAUCCUACAAAUCUGUCAAUAAAUAAAAGAAAGUGUGGAAACACUUUAAGGGACUUUUUGUUAGCAAUAGGAGAGUUCGAAAGAAAUGACAAAAAUAUAACAUUGGCAAUUAAGAACGCACUUAAUGAUAUAAUCGGCGCUUAUUCAAAAGUUGAGUGGGAAAUUUCAGAAGAUAAGUUGUUUGAUAUAAAAAAUAUUUUAAUUAGGCCAAAAGAAGAAGAACUUUCAAAACUCGUUGAUUAUGUAGUAGCUAUGCAGAUAAUUAUUAAAAAUCCAAGGCUCAAUAAUAUGAAAAUAUCGAUGAAAAUUGAUUUAAAUAAUAAUGGAUCAAAAAGCACAUUAAAGUGGAUACCAAUGAUAACAGACAUGUCUAAAACAAAACUUAUUUAUGACUAUCUUUUUAAAUACAGAUAUCCUACGAAAAAGUGGAGAAAUCUUUCUUUUGGUUAUUUAUGCUUGUUAAUGAUGCCUCAAUUAUUAGUGGUACAAGUACCAGGAAAUGUGUUAGACUUUCAACUUGAUGGAAUUCUGAUUUCAAAAGUAACUGAUGUUAAAAUUAAAAUUACUGAUCCAGGUGUUAUUAAUGGUAACCCAAAAAUUAAAAUUACUGAUCCAGGUGUUAUUAAUGGUAACCCAAAAAUUAUUAUUAAAGCUUGUGCAAGUAUUAGAGAUAUUAAAUCUGUUAAUAUAUUAACACAAAAUGAUAACAUGCAAUCCUUAAUAAUGGAAUUUGAUACUGGUACGACACUUACUCAAAUUGCAAAAGCAAUAAAUGUUAGCAAAAAUACAUAUGACAAACUUAAUGUUCCUUUGUAUGAUAUGCCUUUGAGCGUUAUCGAAGUUAAAGAUGCGACUAUUGACUUAGAACAUAAUGAUGCAAAAUGGAUUGGAAAAAUUAAAAGCAUAGCCAAAAUAAUUGGAAAGCAACUUUAUUUUGCAUGUUCUCCUAAAGAGCCCAUAACUGUAACUAUAUCUAGCACUUUUGAAGCACUUGUUGCUAGUUGUAGAACAGUGGUCUCUAGAAAUUCUUACCCACGAACUGUUGUAGCUACAAUAACCUCUACUAGUUGCUUGGUUAUCCCUACGCUAAACAAGUGA